Molecule: messenger RNA, 2858 nt
Organism: Microcebus murinus (gray mouse lemur)
Lineage: Eukaryota; Metazoa; Chordata; Mammalia; Primates; Cheirogaleidae
Source: RefSeq, a predicted model, not a curated record
AUGAAGACCUGCAUCGUGCCCGAGGCCUUCCUGGUCUUCACCAGCAGAGCCGCCAUCCACAGGAUCUCCCUGGAGACCAACAACAACGACGUGGCCAUCCCACUCACGGGCGUCAAGGAGGCCUCCGCGCUGGACUUCGACGUGUCCAACAACCACAUCUACUGGACGGACGUCAGCCUGAAGCGGCCAAAGACUUCAAGGUUUUCUCUCGGCUGCCGGGCUGCAGGGCCGGACCAGCUCGCCCAAAGAGGCGCCCGUGCUUUGUGGCCUGGCCGCGCCGUUGCUGACGCCGUGCCCGUGCGUUUCCACGCAGGUCAGGAGCGCGUCGUGAUUGCCGACGACCUCCCGCACCCGUUCGGCCUGACGCAGUACAGCGACUACAUCUACUGGACGGACUGGAACCUGCACAGCAUCGAGCGGGCCGACAAGACCAGCGGCCGGAACCGCACCCUCAUCCAGGGCCACCUGGACUUCGUGAUGGACAUCCUGGUGUUCCACUCCUCCCGCCAGGAUGGCCUCAACGACUGCAUGCAUAACAACGGGCAGUGCGGACAGCUGUGCCUCGCCGUCCCCGGUGGCCACCGCUGUGGCUGCGCCUCGCACUACACCCUGGACCCCAGCAGCCGCAACUGCAGCCCUCCCACCUCCUUCUUGCUGUUCAGCCAGAAAUGCGCCAUCAGCCGGAUGAUCCCAGACGACCAGCACAGCCCGGACCUCAUCCUGCCCCUGCACGGGCUGCGGAAUGUCAAGGCCAUCGACUACGACCCCCUGGACAAGUUCAUCUACUGGGUGGACGGGCGCCAGAACAUCAAGCGCGCCCGGGACGACGGGACCCAGCCGUUCGUCUUGGCCUCGCCAAGCCAGGGCCAGAACCCAGACCGGCAGCCGCACGACCUCAGCGUUGACAUCUACAGCCGCACGCUCUUCUGGACGUGCGAGGCCACCAACACCAUCAACGUCCACCGGCUGAGUGGGGACGCCAUGGGGGUGGUGCUCCGUGGGGACCGUGACAAACCAAGGGCCAUCGUCGUCAACGCAGAACGAGGGUACCUGUACUUCACGAACAUGCAGGACCGCGCGGCCAAGAUCGAGCGCGCGGCCCUGGACGGCACGGAGCGCGAGGUCCUGUUCACCACGGGCCUCAUCCGCCCCGUGGCCCUGGUGGUGGACAACACGCUGGGCAAGCUCUUCUGGGUGGACGCGGACCUGAAGCGCAUCGAGAGCUGCGACCUGUCAGGGGCCAACCGCCUGACGCUGGAGGACGCCAACAUCGUGCAGCCCGUGGGCCUGACCGUGCUGGGCAAGCACCUCUACUGGAUCGACCGCCAGCAGCAGAUGAUUGAGCGUGUGGAGAAGACCACCGGGGACAAGCGGACACGAGUGCAGGGCCGUGUGGCCCACCUCACGGGCAUCCACGGCGUGGAGGAAGUCAGCCUGGAGGAGUUCUCUGCCCACCCAUGUGCCCGUGACAACGGCGGUUGCUCCCACAUCUGUAUCGCCAAGGGUGACGGGACACCUCGGUGCUCAUGCCCAGUCCACCUCGUGCUCCUGCAGAACUUGCUGACCUGUGGUGAGCCUCCCACCUGCUCCCCCGACCAGUUUGCGUGCGCCACGGGGGAGAUCGACUGCAUCCCCGGGGCCUGGCGCUGUGACGGCUUCCCCGAGUGCGACGACCAGAGCGACGAGGAGGGCUGCCCCGUGUGCUCGGUCGCCCAGUUCCCCUGCGCGCGGGGCCAGUGCGUGGACCUGCGCCUGCGCUGCGACGGCGAGGCUGACUGCCAGGACCGCUCCGACGAGGCCGACUGCGACGCCAUCUGCCUGCCCAACCAGUUCCGGUGCGCCAGCGGCCAGUGCGUGCUCAUCAAGCAGCAGUGCGACUCCUUCCCCGACUGCAUCGACGGCUCCGACGAGCUCAUGUGCGAAAUCACCAAGCCGCCCUCGGACGACAGCCCUGGCCACAGCAGCGCCAUCGGGCCGGUCAUCGGCAUCAUCCUCUCCCUCUUCGUCAUGGGCGGGGUCUACUUUGUCUGCCAGCGCGUGGUGUGCCAGCGCUACGCGGGGGCCAACGGGCCCUUCCCGCAUGAGUACGUCAGCGGGACCCCCCAUGUGCCCCUCAACUUCAUAGCCGCGGGCGGCUCCCAGCACGGGCCCUUCCCAGGCAUCUCGUGUGGGAAGUCCGUGAUGAGCUCCGUGAGCCUGAUGGGGGGCCGGGGCGGGGUGCCCCUCUACGACCGCAACCACGUCACCGGGGCCUCGUCCAGCAGCUCGUCCAGCACGAAGGCCACGCUGUACCCCCCGAUCCUGAACCCGCCGCCGUCCCCCGCCACGGACCCCUCCCUGUACAACGUGGACAUGUUCUACUCUUCAAACAUUCCGGCCGCCGCCAGGCCGUACAGGCCCUACAUCGUCCGUGGCGUGGCUCCCCCGACCACGCCCUGCAGCACGGACGUGUGUGACAGUGACUACAGCGCCAGCCGCUGGAAGGCCAGCAAGUACUACCUGGAUUUGAACUCGGACUCAGACCCCUACCCGCCCCCACCCACGCCCCACAGCCAGUACCUGUCGGCGGAGGACAGCUGCCCGCCCUCGCCCGCCACGGAGCGGAGCUAUUUCCACCUCUUCCCGCCCCCUCCGUCCCCCUGCACGGACUCGUCCUGACCUUGGCCGGGCCACCCUGGCCUCUCUGCGCCCCUGUAAAUAGUUUUAAAUAUGAACAAAGAAAAAAAUAUAUUUUAUGAUUUAAGAAAUAAAUAUAAUUGGGAUUUUAAAAACGCAAGAAAUGUGAACAGUGAUGGGGUGGGCAGGGCUGGGAAAACUUUGUACAGUGGAGAAAUAUUUAUAAACUUAAUUUUUUUAAA